AUGGCGGCGGCGGGGACGGCGGCAGGGCCGGCGGGGCCCGAGCCCAUGCCGAGCUACGCGCAGCUGGUGCAGCGGGGCUGGGGCAGCGCGCUGGCGGCGGCGCGGGGCUGCGCGGACUGCGGCUGGGGGCUGGCCCGCCGCGGCCUGGCGGAGCACGCGCACCUGGCGCCGCCCGAGCUGCUGCUGCUGGCGGUCGGCGCGCUCGGCUGGACCGCACUGCGCUCGGCGGCCACCGCGCGCCUCUUUCGGCCCCUGGCCAAGCGGUGCCGCCUCCAGCCUAGAGAUGCCUCCAAGAUGCCUGAGAGCGCCUGGAAGUUUCUCUUCUAUCUGGGCUCCUGGAGCUAUACCUCCUACCUGCUCUUCGGCACUAACUACCCCUUCUUCCAUGACCCGCCAUCUGUCUUCUACGACUGGACACCAGGCGUGGCGGUGCCACGGGACAUCGCAGCCACCUACCUGCUGCAGGGAAGCUUCUACGGCCACUCCCUCUACGCCACGCUGUACAUGGACACCUGGCGCAAGGACUCAGUGGUCAUGCUCGUCCACCACGUGGUCACCCUGGCCCUCAUCAUCUCUUCCUACGCCUUCCGGUACCACAACGUGGGCAUCCUUGUGGUCUUCCUGCAUGAUAUCAGCGACGUGCUGCUCGAGUUCACCAAGCUCAACGUCUACUUCAAAUCCCGCGGCGGCUCCUACCACCGGCUGCACGCCCUGGCGGCCGACCUGGGCUGCCUCGGCUUCUGCUUCAGCUGGUUCUGGUUCCGCCUCUAUUGGUUCCCUCUCAAGGUCCUGUACGCCACGGUCCACUGCAGCCUGCGCUCCGUGCCUGACAUCCCCUUCUACUUCUUCUUCAAUGCGCUGCUGCUGCUGCUCACCCUCAUGAACCUCUACUGGUUCCUGUACAUCGUGGCGUUCGCCGCCAAGGUGCUCACGGGCCAGGUGCGCGAGCUGAAAGACCUGCGGGAGUACGACGCGGCCGAGGCUCAGGACCCCAAGCCCAGCAAGGCUGAGUGAGUG
Messenger RNA from Propithecus coquereli (Coquerel's sifaka), 1017 nucleotides. It is a transcript of the gene CERS1, whose product is annotated as ceramide synthase 1. Gene Ontology annotation, molecular function: sphingosine N-acyltransferase activity. Lineage: Eukaryota; Metazoa; Chordata; Mammalia; Primates; Indriidae. Gene Ontology annotation, biological process: ceramide biosynthetic process. The transcript has 6 exons. Bases 1 to 1014 code for a protein of 337 amino acids. Gene Ontology annotation, cellular component: membrane. The record is from RefSeq and is a predicted model, not a curated record.